Messenger RNA from Haemonchus placei, 585 nucleotides. Lineage: Eukaryota; Metazoa; Nematoda; Chromadorea; Rhabditida; Trichostrongylidae. The record is from the annotation of a GenBank genome assembly.
AUGUCAGCGACUAGCGCUGAUCUACGGAACUUGAGCAUCAUUAGGUCGAUUCCCUUUGUUGUACCGUUCAUGCAAAGGGUCAAGAUCUUUCAAGACCUACUGGCACACGAUCGAGAGGCGAACGACAUUACCGAUGACUUUCAUGGUUUUGCGCCAGCAGGAUUUCGUCGCAAUGGCAUUAAUAUAGCUGUACGACGACAGCAUUUGUAUGAGGAUGCUUUCGAAGCUCUGUCAUUGGGGAAUGCACCGAAUCUUCGACUUCCUAUCAGAGUGUCUAUGACGAACUGGGUCGGUUUGAAUGAGGUCGGCAUUGAUGGCGGUGGGAUCUUCAGGGAAUUCUUGACCGAGUUGCUUCGAACUGGUUUCGAUCCUGACAGGGGCUUCUUCAAGUACACUCACGACAGGCUUCUAUAUCCCAAUCCAUCCUCUGUGCAGCUAUAUCCUGACUCCUACUCGCAACAUUUUUUCUUUCUGGGAAGAGUAGUCGCAAAGGUGCAUUUUUCUAUACUUUAUUUUUGGAACAGUCGCAUUAUGGUUUAUAGUCGGCAGCAGUCUGAAGGCCUGGAUUUUAAUGUAGAUUUGUGA